Molecule: messenger RNA, 3499 nt
Organism: Anguilla anguilla (European eel)
Lineage: Eukaryota; Metazoa; Chordata; Actinopteri; Anguilliformes; Anguillidae
Product: E3 ubiquitin-protein ligase ZFP91-like
Exons: 12
Coding region: 172-2163 (663 amino acids)
Biological process (GO): regulation of transcription by RNA polymerase II
Cellular component (GO): nucleus
Molecular function (GO): transcription coregulator activity
Source: RefSeq, a predicted model, not a curated record
CAGCGUUUGAGGCAGUGAGAGGACAAGGGGUGGCGUAUUUUGCGUUGAUUUCUCCUUAAAGGAGACGCAUCAUAAAGCGCAAUAGAUCGGUCCACGACGAGGCCGGGCUAAAAGGGAAAUUGACCGUAGUGACCGUCAGAGGGAGAGAUUGUAAGAGGGAAAUUAACGGGGAUGGACCCGGAGAACAGCCGGGCUGCAGCUAGUAGCACCGGGGCAAGUGGCGAGAUUGAGCUUCCUGCCGAGAAGGCCGCAGCACCAUCCCCAAUCCCCAGAGCUGUCCCGGCCCGCGGUAGAGUGCUGAGAGAACGCGGCCUGAGUCGCGUACAGACCGGUGUUUCCUCGGCAGGCCUGAAUGACUCUAAAUCAAAUACACCGGGCUCUGGACGAGUUCUACGGGACCGGUCCUCUAGGGGGGUGGUAGCUGGGAAGAACGGCGGCGGAAGCGGCAACUCCAAGGACCAGAAUGAAUUCGCUGCGGCAAAUCGUCGGAGAAAAUCCGAGUACCCGAGGCGAAGGAGAAAUGCUGGAACUCGUGUUGAAAAUUCGGGAGAGGCCGGGGAUGACGGUGGCCUAGCAGUUGGUCCUGAAGACAAAAAAGACCCUCCCCAGAAAGCUUCACGACCAUCGAGACCCCGUCGGCCCCAGCUUCAGUCCCGACAGAGGGCACCGUCGGCUCGCUGUUCCCGACCUUCGCCCACCCUUGUGUGCAAGAGCGAGCCAGACACAGAGACAACGUAUGGAGCAGUGGAUGACGUCGUGGAACGCACCUGUGCCAGUGACGAGGAGGACGACGUGCUUAUUGGUGAAGAAGACCCCCCUUUCAGAGAUGACCCAAAUGACCUGAAUUAUAAACCUGAAACAGAGAGCAGGGAGCCCCAGAAGCCGCGUCGCCGCCCCCCGCGACAGAAAGAGGAGAAGAAGGAAAAGGAGCGGGACAAAGACAGAGGGAAAGAGAUAAAAACGGAGGGAGGAGCCGAGAUGGACGUAAAGCUGGAGGACGAGUUCGGAGAGGACGCGGAGCCCCCCAGGAAGAGAGGCAGGCGGCGGAAAGACGACAAAAGUCCACGCCUUCCAAAGAGGAGGAAGAAGCCGCCUGUGCAGUAUGUGCGCUGUGAGAUGGAGGGCUGUGGCACUGUCCUGGCUCACCCACGCUACCUGCAGCACCAUAUUAAAUACCAGCACUUACUGAAGAAGAAGUACGUGUGUCCCCACCCGUCCUGCGGAAGACUGUUCCGUCUGCAGAAACAACUCCUGCGGCAUGCUAAGCAUCAUACAGACCAGCGGGACUACAUCUGUGAGUACUGCGCCCGGGCCUUCAAGAGCUCCCACAACCUGGCCGUGCACCGGAUGAUCCACACAGGAGAGAAGCCGCUGCAGUGCGAGAUCUGCGGGUUCACCUGCAGGCAGAAGGCGUCGCUGAACUGGCACAUGAAGAAGCACGACGCCGACGCCUUCUACCAGUUCUCCUGCAACAUCUGCGGCAAGAAGUUUGAGAAGAAGGAUAGCGUGGUGGCCCACAAGGCCAAGAGCCACCCGGAGGUGCUGAUUGCGGAGGCGCUGGCGGCCAACGCGGGCGCCCUCAUCACCACCCCCGCCCCCCUGCUGGAGGCGCUGCCCGGGACGGGCCAGGGGGAGCACAUGGUGGUGGUGACUGAGGAACAGAGCCUGCCCCCCAUGCAGGUGACCCUGCCCCUGGCCCUCCCCUUAGCAGGGCAGCAGAUCAUCACCUCCCACCCCCAGCAGACCCAGCUGCUGCAGCUCACUCCUCACCCCGUCCCCCCCCAGCAGCAGCAGCAGCAGCAGCCGCCCCCCCAGCUGAUUCAGCUCACCCCCGCCCCCCCGACACCCGGCCAGCUCCUCCCCCAGGGCCAGGACCUGGUCAACAGCAGGGAGAGCCUAGGGCUAGGCCCCAUCUCCCCGCCCCCGCCCGUCGGCCUCCACCAAUCGGUGAUACCGACGGGCGAAGGGGGUGGGGUUUGGGAGGGGGAGGUGGAAGGGGAGAGGCACAGGGUGGAGGACGGGGUGGUGUGGGAGCAGGAGGGAGACGGGGACCGGGAGCGGGGGGAUGGAGGGAUGGUGUGGGAGAGGGAGGGAGAGAGGGAGAUUCUACUGGAGAGUGCCGAGGUGCCGGUGACACACGGGAAUCACCACGGGCUUAUUUAGAGGAGGAGAGACGGGAUGGGUGGAGACGGAGGGGGUUGUAGGAGAGAGAGAGAGGGAGGGAGGGAGGGAUGGGAGGGAGAAGUGAAGGUGAAGAGAGAAGGGAAGAAAAAGACUACGAGAGUCAAGGCUCACAGAUCUACUUGUGUGAAGGCUUUAACAAUAUAUGAUUAUUAUGCUGUAUCUUCACAGUGAAGUACAGCACAGAUACUCACUUAGAUACCUAUACUAUUAUAUCAGGGAAUAUGAGUUUGUCAUUGUUGCUUUUUGUACAUAGAUAAUUUUAGUGCAUAUUGCAAGUCCUUUCACCCCCCUCCAUCACCUGCUGUGUGUGUGUGUGUGUUUGAGAGUGAGUGUGUGUGUGUGUGUGUGUGUGUGUGUGUGUGCGCGUGUGCAGGCAUACAUACAUGUGUGUUUAUGUUGUUUGUGAGAAUAAAUGAGAAGGCAUAUCUGUAAUGCAAGAAAAUGUUGAAAUAGAUGUCCUCUAACACCUUCUCUCUGUCAUCCUUGCCUCAACUUUCGCAGUCUCUCUCUCACUCUAGGCCGAUGUAUCUAAGGCAUUAGUACAGUAUUAAUUUACCGUGGUUUUUUAUUUAUUGUCACUUCGUCCCACAGUGUGUUAAAACAAUAGUUUUUUUUUUCUUUUUUAAAUCAAGCUGUCAACUCCACAAUUACAUUCUAAAGUCAUGUCUUAUCAAUCUUGUAAAGAAACUUGUAAUUAAGAAUGUGUGAACUUACCCUAUUUUAGUUAGGAUUUUUAUUUUAUUUUUUUCUCGUAUUUUUAAUGAACACUGCUAUUCAAACACAGCUUCCCCUGUCUCUCCCACUGGUUUGUGUGUGUGCUACAUGCUCAUGUGUUGCCCUUCUCAUCAACCCACGACGGUUUGUGGUUAAAACGCGUCUUCAUUUGGACAAAAUACCAUUAAAAAGGCGUUGCUUCUGCCCAGUUACGAACAGCAAAGUAACUUGCUGUCUUUAUAAAGGAAGCCAUAGAUUCAUAGACCUUAUAACAUUUAUGAAAUGUAUGAGGCAACGCAUUUUUAAAUGCCUGGAUAGAAUAGGUAUUAGUGCAGUUAUGAGCUUGUGUUAUUUGCAGAUUGCAGAAUAAAAACAUUCAUGGAUAUGACCAUCAGUGAAGACUUCUGUCCCAGCAUGGUAGCCUGUUGAAAGAAAGGAUUAGAUGUUGAUGGAGAAAUUAAUAAACUUGACAGGACCCUACACUGGGGAUGCUAGCAUACACUGCCACUGUAACUCAACACUGUCAUCUCUGUCUCACGUUUUAAUAAACCCACAACAAAUAUAUGUUAAGGAAUAAAAAUCAAAUAAUGUGAUGAACUUA